AUGAGUGAACCAUCAUCAACAACAACGAACAACACCGUUAAUGAAUUUAUGGCUGUAGCUGAACAAUCUUUAUCGCCUGAUAAUCGUUCAGUACAUGUUCACUCGAGAAAUUCUUCUAAAACACUUAAAUGUCCAAAAUGUAAUUGGCAUUAUAAAUACCAAGAAACAUUGGAAAUUCAUAUGAAAGAAAAACAUCAAAUGGUAACAAAUUCUGAUGGAAAUAUAAAUAAUUCAAAUGAAAAUGAAACAAAUUGUUCAUAUUGUUUAUCAAAUAGUGUUCAUCCACGUCUUGCUCGUGGUGAACAAUAUCCAUGUGGAUUUAAACCAUAUAGAUGUGAUUUAUGUCUUUAUUCAACAACAACUAAAGGAAAUUUAGCAAUACAUAUGCAAUCAGAUAAACAUAUGAAUAAUUGUAGAGAUUUGUCUUCACCAUCUAUUCAACAACAAUCAACAUUUACAUCUUCACCUGAUAAUUCUUCAUUUGAUCAAACAUCUCAAUCACAAGAAAUAAAAAUGGCAAGUGAAUCUUCAUCUAUUGAAACAUAUUCAUGUCCACUUUGUCCUCAAUCAAAUUUCAAUAGAAUGGAAUUAUUGAAAGAACAUUUAUGUUCAAUUCAUAAUUGUAGUCGAGAUGCUUUGAAUCGAUGUUUAUCAUUAAUCGGAGAUUCAGGAUUUUCGUCAAUGGGCGAAACAAAUUCUUCUGAUGAAUAUCGUUGUCAUUCUUGUCAUAAUAAAACAUUUAAAGAUUUUUAUCAUUUAUUAAAUCAUUUUCAAGAUGAUAAUCAUAUUGAUGACGAAACAAAAUCCGUUGGUUUAUUAUGUUGGAAAAAAGGUUGUAAUCAAUAUUUUAAUUCAUUAAAUAAUCUUGAAAAACAUUUUCGAGAAAUUCAUUCAAUUAAUUUAAAUGAUAAAAAUUCCUUUGAUAUAUCAUCAUCAUCAAUUAAAGAAAUAAAAGAAAUAAAAGAAAUUAAAGAUAUACAAAAAGAUAUAGAAAAAGAUAUAGAAAAAGAUACACAAAAAGAAAUAAAAGAAUUAAAAGAAUUAAAAGAAAAUUCAAUUGAUAAUAAAAUAAAUUCAUCAAUUGGAACACAAAUGAAUUUUUUAUCAAAAACUCGUGAAAGAUUAAUAUCAAUUGGGGAAGAUAUUGCUUUACAUUAUUUAGAAAAUUUAUCGAAUUCAAAUUCAAAUUCAAAUUCAAAUUCAACAUCAAGUUUAAAUUCAAAUUCCAAUACAAAAAAAUAUUCAAAUGAUAUUAUAUGUGAUUUAUGUUUUAAAAAAUUUUCAACUUUAUCAAGAUUAAAAGUUCAUUAUGAAGAUAUACAUUCAAUUGUAUUAUCAUCACGUGCUAUACAACAUUGGAUUUUUUUAUUAGAAAAACUUCAUUCGUCAUCAUCAUCAUCAUCAUCAUCUUCAUUAUCAUCAAAUAAAUUAAAAAGACAAUCAUCUUCAUUAAAUGAUUUAAAUCAAAUUAAAAAAUCUCGUUCAAAUUCAAAUUCAAAUUCAAAUAUAAAUAUUCAUUUCAAUGAAAAUAAUUUAUCAUCAUCUUGUUUUAUUUAUUCUCAUGGAUCAUCAUUAACAACAUCAACAUCAACAUCAACAUCAACAACAACAACAACAACAACAACAACACCAACAGCAACAAAUAAUAAUAAUAAUAAUAAUCAAUAUGAUUUAUCACAUAAUAAACGUCAAAGAACACGUAUUAAUGAUGAACAAUUAAAAAUUUUACGUUCAUAUUUUAAUAUAAAUAAUAGUCCAAGUGAUGAACAAAUAAAAUUAAUGUCAGAAAAAAGUAAAUUAACAACAAAAGUUAUUAAACAUUGGUUUAGAAAUACAUUAUUUAAAGAAAGACAAAAAAAUAAAGAUUCACCAUAUAAUUUUUCUAAUCCACCAUUACAAUCAAAUAAAAUUGAUUUAGAUGAAUAUCAAAAAACGGGAAUUAUUAUUAAAAAACAAAAUUAUAAUGAUUCAGAUUAUUCUGAUAAUGAUUUAACAUCAAAUGAUGAACAAGAUAUUCUUCUUUCAGAUGAAGAUUUUUAUGAUUUUAAUAAAUUUAAUUAUAAUUCAAAUUUAAAUUUAAAUAUAAAUCAACAACAAACUCAACAACAACAACAACAACAAUUAAAUCAACAACAACAACAAUUUCAAAAACAAUCUUCAUCAUCAUCAUCAUCAAGACGUGCAAAUCGAACACGUUUUAGUGAUGAACAACUUCGUCUUCUUCAAGAUGCAUUUGAAGGAAAUCCUUAUCCAAAAGAUGAUGAUUUAGAAAUUCUUUCAGAUAAAUUAAAAUUAAAUUCUCGUGUUAUUGUUGUUUGGUUUCAAAAUGCUCGACAAAAAGCAAGAAAAUCCUAUGAAAAUAAUUCUCCAAAUGAAACAAAUCAACAAAUUCAAUAUACAAAAGAUAAAGAUAAAGAUAAAGAUAAAGAUAAAGAUAAAGAUAAAGAUGAUGGAUAUAGUUGUAAAAAUUGUCAUAAAUUAUUUCAACGUUUUGCUGAAUUAAUGAAACAUGCUAAACAAUGUUCAUCACCUUGUUUAAUUAAAAAAAAUUUAAAUCAAGAUAAUCAAAAAGAAAUAAUUAAUUUAAAUCGUUCAUCAUCAUCAUCAUCAUCAUAUGAUAUUUUAAUUAAAAAUAGUCUUCCAUUAUUAUCAUCAUCAUCAUCAUCAUCAAUAAUAACAACAACAAAUAAUUCAACAAAUAAAAAAGACAAUUAUUGUGAACAAUGUGACAAAUAUUUUCAUUCAAUUAGAGAUUUUAAUGAACAUCAAACAUUCCAUAUGCAAGCAUUUAUUAAUGCUGCAACACUUUUUCCACUUGCCGCUUAUCAUCCAGCUGCAGCUGCUGCUGCUGCUGCAGCUAUGGCAGCUUUUUCAUCACAAUUAUUUCAAAAUAAUCAAAAUUUUGCAAUGGUUGGAUUAGAUUUAAAUAAUUCAAAUGAAAUAAAUAAAAAAAGUAGUAUUAGUUUAUCAUCAUUUGGAUCGGAUUCAUCAAAUGAUAUUGAAGAUGGUGAUGGUGAUGGUGAUGAUGAUGGUAAUGGUAAUGGUGAUGAAGAUGGAGAUGGAGAAGGAGAAAGAGAAAGAGAUAGAGAUAGAGAUGGAGAUGGAGAUGGAGAUGGAGAUGGAGAUGAUGAAGAUUUAUGUGAUGAUUCAAAUGAUGAAAAUAAAAAACAAAAUUGUCAAAAACGAAAUCGAACAACAAUAUUACCUGAACAACAAGAUUAUUUAAUGUCAAAAUAUUCAAUUGAAUCAAAUCCAUCACGAAAAAUGUUAGAAGAUAUAUCAGAAGAAGUUAAAUUAAAAAAACGUGUUGUUCAAGUUUGGUUUCAAAAUACUCGAGCUCGAGAAAGAAAAGGAAAUAUUAAAUUUGAUUCAAAUACAAAUCUAAAUUUAAAUUUAAAUUUAAAUUUAAAUAUAAAUUCAAAUUCAAAUUCUCAUGAUAAUAAUCAAAUAAUAAUUAAUAAAAAAUGUGUUCAUUGUUCAUUAGAAUUUAAAUUAAAAUCAACACUUGAAAAUCAUUUAUUAUUAAAACAUUCAGAUUUGUAUAAAAAAAAAGAGGAUUUAUUAUUAAUUGAUUAUGAUUUAUUUCCAUGUGGAUUUAAUUCAAGAGAUGAACUUCCAUUAGAUUUAUCAAAAUCAUCUUUUAAAAAUGAUUUUAAUGAUAAUAAAAUCGAGAAUGAUUAUUUAAUAAAUGAAUCGAAUGAUUCAAGUAAUUUAUCAAUUGAUGAUCAAAAUCAAUUUUAUAAAUCUAAAGAUAAAUUUAUUUCGAAUGGUAAUUUAUCACCAAAUAAUUGUCAACAAUCAUCGAAUAAUUCUUUAAAUGGACAAAGAAGAUUUCGAACACAAAUGACUCCUUUACAAAUUAAAUUAAUGAAAGCAAUUUUUCUUGAAUAUAGAACACCAACUAUGCCAGAAUGUGAAUUAUUAGGAAAAGAAAUUCAAUUACAAAAACGUGUUGUACAAGUUUGGUUUCAAAAUGCUCGUGCUAAAGAAAAGAAAAAUCCAAAUUUUUUUAAAUCCGAUCUUCCAGAUGAAUAUCAAUCAAAUAAUGAUCAAUGUAAAUUAUGUCAAUGCAAAUAUACAUUACAAAAUCCUCAAAGAGAUCAUUUAUUUACAUCAAAACAUAUUGAAAAUAUUCGUUCGAUUUUAUCAAAACAAAUUGGAAAUAUUUCAACAACAACAACAACAAUAACAACACCAUCAACAUCAACAUCAACAUCAACAUCAACAUCAACAUUAACAUCAAUAACCAAAGAUGAUUUUAUAAAAAGGAACAGUAUAAAUAUGAAAUUAGAUAUUGAUCAUAAUUCAAAUCAAUCAGUAUUAGAUAAAUCAUCUAAAGAUGAACAAAAUCAAUUAAUGUCUUAUAUUAAUUUAAUGCAUCUUAUGCCAAUUGGUAUUGAUCCAUAUAAUUAUGGUUUAAUGGAUCCAAAUAUUCAUGGAACACCUUUAUUUAUGUUACAAUUACCUGAAGAAGCUUUAAAAAAAAUUCUUUCAUUAAGUAAAUCCGAUGCUCAUUCAACACGUGCUCAAUAUACUCAAGAUGGAAAAAAUCUUCAAGAUUUAUCUGAUCAUUCUUAUCAAUCAGUUGAUUAUCAAACAAUUGAUGUUGGUUAUGCUUGUAAAAGAUGUUAUCUUGUUUUUAAAUUAUUUUAUUUUUUUUUUCGUUUAUUUCUCAAUGAAUUUUUCCUUGAUUAA
Messenger RNA from Rotaria sp. Silwood2, 4695 nucleotides. The record is from the annotation of a GenBank genome assembly. Lineage: Eukaryota; Metazoa; Rotifera; Eurotatoria; Philodinida; Philodinidae.